This is a messenger RNA of Kogia breviceps (pygmy sperm whale), 831 nucleotides long. RefSeq names its product placental growth factor (gene PGF). The record is from RefSeq and is a predicted model, not a curated record. Gene Ontology annotation, biological process: induction of positive chemotaxis; positive regulation of angiogenesis; vascular endothelial growth factor signaling pathway. NCBI's taxonomy places the organism in Eukaryota, Metazoa, Chordata, Mammalia, Artiodactyla, Physeteridae. Gene Ontology annotation, molecular function: chemoattractant activity; vascular endothelial growth factor receptor binding; growth factor activity. Gene Ontology annotation, cellular component: membrane.
AUGCCUGCCAUGAGGCUGUUCACUUGCUUCCUGCAGCUCCUGGCUGGGCUGGCGCUGCCUGCUGUGCCCCCCCAGCAGUGGGCCUUGUCUCCUGCGAACGGCUCAUCAGAGGUGGAAGUGGUGCCCUUCCAGGAAGUGUGGGGCCGUAGCUACUGCCGGGCCCUGGAGAGGCUGGUGGACAUCGUGUCUGAGUACCCCAGCGAGGUGGAACACACGUUCAGCCCGUCCUGCGUCUCCCUGCUGCGCUGCACGGGCUGCUGUGGCGAUGAGAACCUGCACUGUGUGCCAGUGGAGACGGUCAAUGUCACCAUGCAGCUCCUGAAGAUCCGCUCUGGGGACCGGCCCUCCUAUGUGGAGCUGACGUUCUCUCAGCACGUGCGCUGCGAGUGCAGGCCUCUGCGGGAGAAGAUGAAGCCAGAAAGGAGGAGACCCAAGGGCAGGGGGAAGAGGAAGAGAGAGAAGCAGAGACACACAGACUGCCACCUGUGCGGCGAUACUGUUCCCCGGAGGUAACCAGCCCCUCGGAGGAGAGAGACCCCACACCCAGCUCGUGUAUUUAUUACCGUCACACUCUCAGUUACCUCCCUGCUGGCACCUGCCCUCUAUUUAUUAGCCAAUUGUAUCCCUGCUGAAUGACUCACUCCCUCCAAGAGGAGGGGCAGGGAGGGACAGGACCCUCAGGAAUUCAGUGCCUUAAACAGAACGUGAGAGAAAGACAGAAGACAGACCCACGUGGCUUCAGCUUGGGAAGAAGCAAGACGUGUGGCUUUGUGAGGGGCAGGCCAGGCCCCAGAGGCUCCGGGGGUCACCAGGGGGCUGGAGAGGGAAGGA